AUUAUGUUCUUGGGUUCCUUAAUGUUGGCAUAUGCAGUUGAGCAAUCAGGCCUCCACAUAAGAUUAGCUUUAUGUGCUGUUCGGGCUAUUGGCUACUCCCAUUACAGAUUGCUCUUCGCAAUUUGUUUUAUAACAAUGUUCAUUUCUAUGUGGAUCACUAACACUGCUGCAACCACCAUGAUGGUUCCAAUUGUAUUUGCUAUAUUAAAAGUGUUUGAAGAACAACAGAUACUAAAAAUAUACGACACCGACAACGACGGUAACCGGAUCGCUUCAGAUAUAACAACGUGUUAUUUUUGUGCAGCAACAUUUUCCGCUACCGUUGGUGGUAUUGGAACACUAGUGGGUACUGCAACCAACUUAGUGUUUAAAGGCCUCUUUUCAAGAUUAUAUCCCAAUGCACCGGAAUAUUUAUCAUUUCCAAAAUUUUCAGCAUUUUCAGUUCCUUAUAUGAUAACAAUGGAGCUGGCAAUAUAUUUUAUUUUAUUGAUUCAGUAUUUUGGAUUUCUAAGGAAGAACAGUGAAGCCGCAAAACAGUGUAAAAUACCUCCUAGCGGUAUAGAAGCAGCUAAAUUAGUGGUAGAGGAACAAUGGAAGAGUUUAGGUAGAAUCACAUUCAGGGAAUCUAUGGUGAUUAUCUUAUUUGGUGCUGCUAUAUUGCUGUUCUUCUCACGAUCACCUCAAAUAUUUUACGGUUGGGGUGAACUUGUUGUGGAUACUUUUAACUUGAAAGAUCAUAAAUUUGUAAAGGACUCAGCAGCAGCUGUGGUUAUUGUGUUCAUAAUGGCGUUACUGCCUUCCAGUCUCGUUAUAUUGAAAAACUUUGAAGCAAAAACUUAUAACGAAUUGCCGACAUCAAGUAUUACUUCUGUGUUAGAUUGGACUUCAAUGUGCGAAACAAUGCCAUUUAGCUUUAUGUUUCUAUUAGGUGGAGGUUUCGCUUUAUCAGAAGCCGCCAAACCGGAAUAUUCCGACCUAAAUGGUAAAAUAGGUGAAAUACUGAAGCAACUAUCCAGCCUACCGAACAUUGUUAUCAUACUAUUGAUAAUUAUAUUCACCAUAUUCGUUACGAACUUCGCUUCGAACGUUGCUGUUUGCAACGUUAUCUCACCAAUUGCUAUGCAGUUGGCAAAGGAAAUUGGCAAAAAUCCCUUAUGGUACAACAUAGCUUCCGGAUUCACAGCUUCAUAUGCCUACAUGUUGCCAGUUGGUACUCCAGGAAAUCUGGUAGUGCAAAGUGCUGCUAGCAUUCCGACUGGAAAGAUGAUAAAAGCUGGCUUCGGCCCUACAAUAUCAACAAUCUUCAUAACAUGGAUUGCUAUUUGUUUUUGGGCACCUGUCGUUUGGCCGGAUUUACUUACAGAAACUGAAUGGCUUAUGUGAAGAUUAGUCUUUCCAGUUUUACUACUUUAUAAGUUGCUGUAAUAAAUUUUGAUUAUAUAUCGUAUUGCUUCAAAUUAUUAUACAGCGAGAUUAAUACAAUA
This is a messenger RNA of Chilo suppressalis (striped riceborer), 1484 nucleotides long. The record is from the annotation of a GenBank genome assembly. NCBI's taxonomy places the organism in Eukaryota, Metazoa, Arthropoda, Insecta, Lepidoptera, Crambidae.